AUGGACUUGUACAUCCGACCACUAUCACUCAAUGAUCUUGAUCGAUGCGUUACAGUGGAGGCCGCAGCAUUCCCCCCCGCCGAAGCAGCGACUCGCGAAAAGGCAACACAUAUUGAAUAUCGACUGACGGUAUGCCCCGGACUCUGCCUAGGACUGUUUGCCCGUGAGGGCAAAAGCAGCCCAGGACGGAUCAUCCGACAAGGGACCACCCUGGUCUACAACCCAUCCGAAACUUCGAGUCGCGAUGACCUCAUCGCACACACAAUUUCCACCAAGUCGGUCUCUUCUGUUGUAACAGACGAGGACAUGGCUGUUCCAUCUGCGUGGAAGACAGACCCGACCGCUACAUACGACAUGGGACACCGACCUGAAGGCAAAACUAUAACUUUGCAUUCACUGGCUGUUGCGCCCAAUUUUCAGAAAUUGGGUUACGGCAAAACCCUCAUGGCAUAUUAUAUCGAGCACAUGAUGGAAACGGCACAGGCAGAGAGAAUUUCCAUUCUCACUUAUGACAGACUGGUCUCGUACUAUGAAAAGCUGGGCUUUACGCAUUAUGGCAAGAGCCAAUCCGAGUAUGCUGGAGUGGCUUGGCACGAUUUGGUAUGGUAG
Messenger RNA from Colletotrichum acutatum, 609 nucleotides. RefSeq names its product acyl-CoA N-acyltransferase. The record is from RefSeq and is a predicted model, not a curated record. Lineage: Eukaryota; Fungi; Ascomycota; Sordariomycetes; Glomerellales; Glomerellaceae. Gene Ontology annotation, molecular function: aralkylamine N-acetyltransferase activity. Gene Ontology annotation, cellular component: cytoplasm. The transcript is spliced from 4 exons. Bases 1 to 609 code for a protein of 202 amino acids.